UGAAACAAGUUAAAGAUAAAAUGGGAAGAAACACAACACAAUGAAAACCAUAUUCCAUAGCAAAUGGUCGAAUCCUAAAACCAUAGCAACGUUUCUUGAGUAAACCGUCGUUAAUUCCUCUCACACUAUUUUGUGUUAAUCAAUCUCAAACACCAAUGCUUUUGAAUCUUGAAAUCAACACACUUUCACUUGUUGCUCCUCCACGUGAAACCAUUUCCAUUCCCAGCAAAACCAGUCAACAACAACCACUGCUUGAUUAUCCCAAUGACCCAGAAGCUCGAUUCAAGAAUUUAAAUCUGCACAAAAAUGCUGAUAAAAGGGUUAACAGUAAUGGGUUUGUUUUGAAGAAAAAGAAUGUGCACACCAAGUGUUCGACGAAAUGUGUAAAUUACAAUGGACGUGUUCUGGCGAUUUUGCAAGCUUUGGAUACCAUUCAUGAUUUGGAUAAGGCACUUGGACCAUGGGAGAAGAGACUUGGCAAAAAGGAAAUGAGUAUUAUAUUGAAGGAGCAAGUUUGUUGGAAGAGGGCUUUGAUGAUUUUUGAGUGGUUUAAGAAAAAGGGUUGUUAUGAAUUGAAUGUGAUUCAUUAUAAUAUAAUGUUUUGGAUUCUAGGGAAGGAGAGGAAGUGGAGAGUUUUGGAGAGCUUGUGGAAUGAAAUGAAUGAAAAUGGGGUUGUGCCAGUGAAUUCGACGUAUGGAACGUUGAUUGAUGUUUAUAGUAAAGGUGGGCUCAUUGAAGAAGCGCUUGCUUGGCUUCUAAGGAUGCAAAGUGAAGGGAUGGAACCGGAUGAGGUUACAAUGGGGGUUGUUGUUCAGUUGUACAAGAGGGCUGGAGAGUUUCAAAAAGCGGAAGAGUUUUUUCUUAGAUGGUCAAGAGGUGAACCUUUGAGAAUAGAGAUUGAUCAUAAUCCAGCUGAUACUCGUCGUCAUGUCUGCAAUGAGGUAUCACAUGUCAAUGUCUGUUUAAACUCACAUACAUAUAAUACCUUGAUUGACACAUAUGGGAAGGCCGGUCAAAUUCGAGUGGUGUAUGAAAUUUUUGCUAGGAUGAUUAAACAAGGUGUAGUGCUGACUACGGUGACGUUUAAUACAAUGAUUCACUUGUAUGGAAAUCAUGGACGCAUACGGGAAGUAAGUUCGUUGUUGAAAAGAAUGGAAGAGCUUCGAUGCCUACCCGACACAAGGACAUAUAAUAUCCUUAUUUCUGUUUUAGUUAAACAUAAUAAUAUCAAUUUGGCAACAAAAUAUUUUGCAAAAAUGAAAGAGGCCUUCCUUGAGCCAGAUGUAGUGAGUUAUCGCACACUUUUGUAUGCAUACUCAACUCGGAAAAUGGUCCAAGAAGCUGAAGAGAUUGUACAGGAGAUGGAUGAAAGAGGUCUUAAGAUCGAUGAAUUCACCCAAUCUGCGUUGACUAGGAUGUAUGUAGAAUCAAAUAUGCUGGAGAAAUCAUGGUUAUGGUUCAUGAGGUUUCACCAAGAUGGGAAUAUCACUUCUUGCUGUUAUUCUGCCAACAUUGAUGCAUAUGGCGAGAAAGGAUACACAUUAGAAGCAGAGAAAGUCUUUAUGUGUUGCAAAGAAAGGAAGAAGCUUAGUGUACUUGUGUUUAAUGUGAUGAUUAAAGCUUAUGGGAUAGGGAACUGCUAUGAUAAAGCAUGUCAACUAUUUGAUUGUAUGAAGAAAUUUGGUGUUGCUGCAAAUGAAUGCAGCUACAGUUCUCUCAUACAUAUUUUGGCCAGUGCCGACAAGCCACAUAUUGCGAAACCUUAUCUGAAUAAAAUGCAGGUGGCAGGAUUGGUGAGUGAUUGCAUCCCAUAUUGUGCUGUGAUAUCAAGUUUUGGAAAGUUAGGCCAAUUGAAUAUGGCGGAAGGAUUAUACAAUGAGAUGAUUGGACAUGAUGUGGAGCCUGAUGCUAUUAUUUUUGGUGCAUUAAUCAAUGCUUUUGCUGAUGUUGCAAAUGUUAAAAAGGCUAACAGUUAUGUAGAUCGAAUGAGGAAGGCAGGUUUCAUAGGGAAUCAAGCCAUACAUAACACUUUGAUGAAGUUGUAUACUAAAUUAGGCUACCUGAAAGAAGCACAAGAAAUAUACACAUUGCUUCAAUCAUCAGAUCAAGGUCCUUCCGUAUUUUCUUCUAAUUGUAUGAUUGAUCUUUAUACCGAGCGACUUAUGGUCGAACAAGCGAAAGAAAUAUUUGAGAGCUUGAAGAAGAACAGCAUUGCAAAUGAGUUUUCAUAUGCAAUGAUGCUAUGUAUGUAUAAGAAAAUUGGAAGAUUGGAUGAAGCCUUUCAAAUUGCAAAAGAGAUGGGAAAACUAGGAUUCUUGACUGAUUUAUUGAGCUAUAACAAUGUGCUUGGCUUGUAUUCAAUGGAUAGGAGGCUAUGGGAAGCUAAAAAGACUUUUAAGGAAAUGAUAGAAUCUGGAAUUCAGCCAGACGAUUUUACAUUCAGAGCUCUUGGACAUCUUUUGCUGAGUUAUGGUGUUUCAAAGCGGAAUAUUGGCAUGCUAGAAGUAAUGGUGAAGAGGAAUGCUCCUCGUGGCUUGCAAGCAUGGAUGAUGGCACUUUCAUGCGUGCUUAAUGGAGAUGAUUACACACACGAAUGGAAGUGGUUACUCGUGGAUGGAGCUACCUAGUCUGGCUUUCCAUGGAGCUGAUUGUUUGCUCAUUUGAUGGCUACAUGGCUGAGGCUAUAAUUGGAGCAUUUCAGUCAUGACAUCUAGAAUCACCACUGGAUUCUGGGAUGUGAACAUGUUUUGACUCAUUUAAUGAGUAUUCAGUGUAGGUUGGCAGUGGAAAUCAGAUUAUUGAGAUCUCUUCAAUUAAUGAACUAUAGGAACUUAUUUUUUCCCUUUACUGCAUUUUGAUGACAGAAGUAAUUUGAUAUUGAGAAUGAAGAUAGGAUUUAGGGAAAAUAUUUAAAUUGCAUAUUUGAUAAAUUUGUCAAAGAUAUAUCCCACCUAAACUCAUCUCUUCGGUUAUUGGAGACAUUGAUGCUACACACUGCCUUCUUUGGUUUCCGGAGAAGAUUUUGCUAUACACCUGCUAGACAAUGCUAAGAUUUUCACAACUUGAUUUCUAUUGUAUAUAUGUAUGCUCAGUUCAGUUAGUUAUGACAGUUAGGUUUGUAAAUUUUCUGUUGAGUCAAUUAUGUGGUAAUCAACUUGUAUGUAAACCUAGUUCUCAAGUAUUGAAUUAAAGAUUCUUGUUUUCUGCAAAAUCAAGUAUAUUUUAUUGUU
This is a messenger RNA of Medicago truncatula (barrel medic), 3230 nucleotides long. Its product is annotated as pentatricopeptide repeat-containing protein At3g23020. Gene Ontology annotation, molecular function: mRNA binding; protein binding. NCBI's taxonomy places the organism in Eukaryota, Viridiplantae, Streptophyta, Magnoliopsida, Fabales, Fabaceae. The transcript has 2 exons. Bases 156 to 2627 code for a protein of 823 amino acids. The record is from RefSeq and is a predicted model, not a curated record.